GAGCUUCUGAUGACGAGAAGAUUUUGCCUGAAACAUAAUCUUCACCUUUAAUUUACUCAUCUUCCCCGCUUGCGCGUUUCAAUAAUAUGCCUUUCAAAAUACAUCAAGUGAAUCUAACGGACUAGACUAACCCUAAAUAGUCAGGAGGGGUAGGCUAUAAAAGUUAUCGUACCUCUCUUGACUUCCAAAUCGACCCUCCUUUGACGUCUCUUUUACAACCUCAAAAUACUCAUGUUAAAUCUACGACAAAUCAACCCGAUUGCUUCGUUUUUCACAGCUCUUUCUUGACUCCAUAAAGAAACUGGGGGCAUACCCUAUUCAGAUCACUAUCAACCAGGAUCACGUAUCAAGCACAUCAAAAUGGCAUCAGACACCCCAGAAACUCCAGAGAAGCUCAUUUUCGACGCUGCUGGUGAAGUGCUUUUGAUUUUUACUCAUCUUCCAGUCGACAGAGACGGAGUUGAAGCUGAUAACGACUCGUUCAACUCACAUAAACGAAAAGCACAUUGCGAUAAGUCAUACACAGUAACUAUGCUUGUUUCCUCGAAGCAUUUGAAACUUGCAUCGCCAGUUUUCGGAGCCAUGUUGAACCAUGAUCGUUUCAAGGAAGGAAUUGAAUUACAGGCCAAUGGAGAAGUCAAGAUUUCGCUACCUGAUGACGAUCCAAUUGCUUUUGCAAUUAUCGCUAAUGUCAUCCAUCACCGGAACAAACUUGUACCCGAACAUGUCGCUCCGAUGCUAUUGGCCACAAUAACACUUCUUACGGACAAGUACCAGAUGCAUGAAGCGAUGUCGUUAGUUACAAAGUGCUGGACAACUCUGCUAGGCGAGGAGAGGGAUGCACAAUAUACGAGUAUUAAUACUGGUGGUCUGGUCUAUCUUGCAUAUUUCCAGUACAAGCCUCUUGAAUUCAAAAAGCAUACAAGACGCGCAAUUGUCUGCAACGAUGAAAAUUUUGCAGAUUGGGUGAACGAACAUGGUUGUUGGCCUUACACUAUUGUCGAGAAAAUUAAAGAAGCCCGGCUGAAAGCAUUUGGAGGCCUAUUUUCUAUCCUCGGCGAUCUAGUUAGAUCGCAGAUUACAAAUGAGACUUACGAUGAAUAUGACUUCUGCGAUCAAGUCACCAUCGGCUCUCUCAUGCAAGUCGCUUUAGAAAAUCGCUUAUAUCCAUUCCCCAAAGCACCUUAUCAGGGCUUCGACUUGAAAGCAAUGUUCAAGAAGAUAUCGAAUGCAAGAAUCGAUACACGUUGUACUUAUGAGGUUACCUUAGGUACAUGUGGGAAUUCGGAGAUGAUUUCCAGGAUUGCAGCAGAUUGAAAUGGUGCAGUUCGAAUCCAAAAUUGAAGGCUUAGAUCUCGAAUCUUUCCGGUCCUCGCCUGAGUAAAAGGGAAGGGAAGAGAAGUAUCAUCAAAGAGCUCUCCUUCACCGAGUUUUAAUCAGGAUAAUCAAUCUGCUUGAUUGAGUGAUUUGAAUUUGGCAUCGAAUAUCAGUUUACACUAUAGGAUUUACGGCGCCAGGUUACUGCAUCCACAUGUUGCAUUGCAUGGAGAGUGUGAAGGAUGAACCCGUAGUCCACGAUUGCUCAUCAGCUUUACAAAUGCGGACUUAAGAAUCAUCGCUUCUACCUCACGAAUUUUCAAAUUUCUACCAUAAACGACGUUGCUGGGUACUAUCAUUACAGGUCUCUUUGGGGAAACAUUUCAAGCAUAACACAUUUCUAUGAAAGUUUUCUCUAUACUCUUCAUUCCAUACGCCAGGUCAAAAAACGCAGCAUAUCUCUAAACACAGAAAGAGUAAUCUGAAGCACAUUCGUCUCAUGAGAACUUGUUCCGAAACACUUUCCAUAUCCUUACAUACUUUCUUUCUAUGCACCUGACUAUUUCGUUCUGGUAGCUUCGCAAUGCUUUACUCAAUUGUUACUAAGUAUGCGAUAGUAAUACAAUAUCUGAAUUUCAA
This is a messenger RNA of Botrytis sinoallii, 1956 nucleotides long. RefSeq lists its product as uncharacterized. NCBI's taxonomy places the organism in Eukaryota, Fungi, Ascomycota, Leotiomycetes, Helotiales, Sclerotiniaceae. The transcript has 3 exons. The record is from RefSeq and is a predicted model, not a curated record. Bases 361 to 1317 code for a protein of 318 amino acids.